Molecule: messenger RNA, 2212 nt
Organism: Centruroides sculpturatus (bark scorpion)
Lineage: Eukaryota; Metazoa; Arthropoda; Arachnida; Scorpiones; Buthidae
Product: silk gland factor 1-like
Exons: 1
Coding region: 384-1760 (458 amino acids)
Biological process (GO): regulation of transcription by RNA polymerase II; cell differentiation; anatomical structure morphogenesis
Molecular function (GO): RNA polymerase II cis-regulatory region sequence-specific DNA binding; DNA-binding transcription factor activity, RNA polymerase II-specific; protein domain specific binding
Source: RefSeq, a predicted model, not a curated record
UACUGCAGACUGUUACAAGUGCAACUGACUGACCUAAGGUCGCCCGGUGCGCCUUUGAAUAACCGCACCCCGGAUGUGAGCAAGAUCGACGGCGAUUGGUGGAACGGGCGAGAUGUCAUCUUCUGCAGUUGGGCGAGAAGGCGGAGUCUCCCCACCUGAAUUAAUGCGACAGGUUGAUAGUCCCGCCUACAUUAACAUGCUGACAAUGGCGAUGGGCGUACCCAACAUCCAACAUUGCUAUCGUCUUCUAUGCGGUGAGAGUAUUUACUUAAGGCCCCCUACUGCAUCAGACAUUGCUGUACUGGACUAUCCUCGCGUUGAGGUUGCUUGGACCCAUCCUCUUCAAGUGUUUACAUCCAGGUGAGAGUGACCUUCGACCUCCGAUGACCAUGUUGACCCACAAGGGUUAUCCGGACUCUAGUUGUAGUAUGCAAUCGAUGACAGCAAUCAGUAAUAAUUACAGCAUGAACAGUGUUACGGCAAGCUCCAUGACGGCAUCCAUGAAUGUUAAUUACAACCCUCAGACUUUCGGGACUAACAUGAUGUCCACCCCGACUAUGACAGGUAUGGGUGCCGGUAGCAUGAGUAUGGGCAUGACUGGAAGUACGUGCAUGUCACCUGCCAUGGGUAACAUGACUCCUCUCGGAACUAUGAACUCUUUAAAUCAAAGUAUGAACGGAAUGACCUCGCCGGCAUGCAUGGGUUCUAUGUCCGGUCUGAACAGUGUCAACGGCAGCUUGGUCAGUAGAGAAUUCACCGGCCACCCCGGUCCCGUGCAGGCCGAGUCUCCCGCUAGCAACGCUGCAUCGGCCGCCCUGCAGCGUGCCAGGGCCGAUAAAACGUACAGGAGAAGUUACACUCAUGCCAAACCGCCGUAUUCCUACAUAUCUCUGAUUACUAUGGCCAUUCAGAACUGCCCAAGCAAAAUGCUAACACUGAGUGAGAUCUAUCAGUUUAUAAUGGACUUAUUCCCCUAUUACCGACAGAACCAGCAGAGAUGGCAGAAUUCCAUCCGGCACAGCCUCAGCUUCAACGACUGCUUCGUUAAAGUUCCCAGAACUCCCGACAAACCCGGUAAAGGUAGUUUCUGGACUUUACACCCCGAAUCAGGUAACAUGUUCGAGAACGGGUGUUACUUAAGGAGGCAAAAGCGGUUCAAAUGCGAAAAGAAAGAGGCUAUGCGGCAGCAACAGAAAAGCACCGGGCAACAGUCGGGAAGCACUUCGCCGGCCAGCACUAAAGGAGAGGUUCGCAUUUCACCGCAUCAGCAACAUUCUCAGAUUCAGCAUCACCAACCCACACAAGUGCAACAUAGAAGUACACCCAAUUCGCACCUGUCCAGCCCUAGCACCUACACUCAUCCUCACCUGAUGGACAAUCAGGUGUGUAAAGCGGAUACCGCAUGUUGUAGUCCACCCGUUAACGGUCUAACUCAUACAGGCUCGGCCGUAGAUGCUAUAGGGCUAGGAGGUGGUCACAUUCGGGGUUUGACCGACUCUUCGUUACACGCUAGCCUAUUAACUGCCGGACAACUGAAGACGGAUCCGCACUUUAACCCAUCGAAUCAUCCUUUUUCUAUAAGCAGCAUCAUUUCGACCGAAAAUAAAACGGAUAUGAAACUUUACGAGAUGUCACAGUACGGUUCUUAUGCCCCGUUGUCACCGAUGACCCCCGGGCAUACGUCCUUACCCAACGAUCCUGCAACUUACUAUCAUCCUUCACUUUACUCUGUUCAUUCGUCGGCCACUUCGACGAUUUAAUCUGCCUGUGUUCAGCCGUGUUCAAGGUGUGUGACAAAACCUCUUGUACAUAAUUAACGUAGGUCUAAUUUAAAGAGAACUACAUUCGUUUUCUGUCCGUGAAACAAAUUUGUAUAAAGGCGUGGUUUGUAUAUAAAAGGAAUAUCAACAAGUGCAAAGAAAACGAAUCUAUUACAGUCCUUUGCUCUCUCAUUUGUGUUUUUUGUUUUUCUGUUCAAUUUUGUUUGUUUUUUACUCGUUUCAUGUAAAGUGCACGAAUGUCAUUCAUGUUAAAGCAAAGUUGCAUUUUGAAUCAAUACAUUAUUGAAGGAAAUUUGUGUUUUGUGAAUUCUAUUCAUUACACCAUACAAAUAUAUAACUUAUAUAUAUCAUUUUUAUCGUUGGACUUCGAUAGAAGGCUCGUGCUUUAAUAAGGGUAUAUUCACAAACCGAUUCUUUUACUUAGGCCUACG